This is a messenger RNA of Centropristis striata (black sea bass), 4303 nucleotides long. It is a transcript of the gene mcf2lb, whose product is annotated as mcf.2 cell line derived transforming sequence-like b. Gene Ontology annotation, biological process: positive regulation of Rho protein signal transduction; intracellular signal transduction. The record is from RefSeq and is a predicted model, not a curated record. The coding region runs from base 1 to 4041 and encodes 1346 amino acids. The transcript is spliced from 33 exons. Lineage: Eukaryota; Metazoa; Chordata; Actinopteri; Perciformes; Serranidae. Gene Ontology annotation, molecular function: guanyl-nucleotide exchange factor activity; protein binding. Gene Ontology annotation, cellular component: cytoplasm; extrinsic component of membrane.
AUGGAACAAGUGUUGCAGAAGAGGAGAAAAGAAGACGUAGACUUGGACGGCAGGAUGGGAGGAGAGGAAGCAGCAGAUUCAGGAGUCUUGAUGGAGGAGGAUGUGGAGUUAGACUCUGGGUUUUGCAUGGAAGUGGACUCAGAGCUCAGUUUAGUUGGACAGGUGACUGCAGGUGAAGAUCCAGAUAUAGAAGACUGGUUUAUGAUGACUGGACACACAGAAACCAGUAAUGAGGAAAGAGAUGGAAGUCCAGGAGGAGAUGGAGGGAGUCAGACUUCAGAGGAAGGUGAGAUUGAGGCUGACCCAGGGUCGAUGGAGAAUGAAACGGAGAGAGUAGAGACAGAUGAUAAAACUGAAGAGGUUGCGGAGGAAGAGAUGGAGGCAGCGCUGGAUGUGUGUCUGUGUCCAGUAGAUGAGAGUGGGGGUCACGUACGGAUCUCUCUGGAGGAGGUGGAAAGAUACUACAGAUUCUCUCGCUGCUGCCACUGGCUGUGUGAUGACAUCAUGCAGCUGGACAGCAGUCCCCUCCGAGCUGCUGACAUCACACCCGACCUCAAGAAGCAGUUUGCCUUCCUGUCAGGAGGUAGAGGGGAUAAUGGCAGCCCCGUUAUUGUGUUCCCAGAAUUCCCUGCGUUUGGAGAGAUCACAGACGGAGAGUUUCACAACGUGCUGACCUACCUGACCAGUGUCCCCAGUUUGUCUUCAACGGGCGUGGGUUUCAUCCUGGUCAUCGAUCGCCGACAAGACAAAUGGGCGGCCGUCAAGGGGACCCUUCUUCGUAUCGCAGGCUCCUUCCCAGGGAACCUCCAGCUGGUUCUGGUCCUGAGGCCCACCACCCUCCUGCAGCGCACUCUUUCUGACAUCCUCUUCAAGUUCAACAAGGAUGAGUUCAAGAUGAAGGUGCCGGUGAUCAUGCUGAGCUCCAUAACUGAGCUGCACUCCUACAUCGACCGCUCCCAGCUGACACAGGAGCUCGGAGGAACGCAGGAGUACUGCCAUGAGAAGUGGAUCUCUCACCGCACUGCUAUUGAAGGCUUUGCAUUGAUGGUAAAGAAAACAGCACAGACUCUGCAGUCAUUUGGGACCGAACUUGCUGAAACUGAACUCCCGAAUGAAAUCCAGGCCACAACCAUCCUGCUGAGCACGCACACCACCAAGAAAGAAAAAAUGAAGGAGGACCUGCAGGUGGCUCUGGGUCAGGGCAGCAGGCUGCUGGAGAGCAUCAAUGAGCCGGUGGUGCGAGACCCCGACCACAACAUGAACCAGGAUGAGCUGGAGAACCUGGCGACAGUGCAAAGACUGUUGUCUCAGCUGGACGAGACAGAAAGGGCUUUCGAUGAGUUCUGGGUGAGGCAUCAUACCAAACUGGAGCAGUGUCUCCAACUGCGCCACUUUGAGCACAACUACAGAGAGGUGAGGGCUCUGCUGGAUCAGGUGUCUGAGAAACUUGCAACCUUCUCUGAGGUGGGGAUCAGCCCGGCCCACGCUGACCACAUCUUCUGUGAACUCACCACCUAUGAGGAGAGAGUCUGUGAGGGACUGGGCAGAGCCUCGUCGUUGGCCCUCGAGGGUGAAGAACUGAUCCAGAACUCCCACUAUGCUGAAGACUCCAUUCAGCCCAAAUGCAGCGAGCUCAGAACCGUCAGUGAGGACGUGAGCAGCAACAUAAGGGCCAAGAAGGAUCACCUGCUCAAAGCCAUGGAGCUGCACCACUGUUUGGAGAGGGCUUCUAAAUGGGUUGAUGAUGGUAUAUACCUGCUGGCGUCUCAGCCAGUAGACAAGUGUCAAUCACACGAGGGGGCGGAGUUAGCGCUGAAGGAGCUGGAGCGUUACCUGGACAACGCAGGCCAGAACCAGCUGACGGACCUCAGCACCAUCUGGACAGAAUAUGACGCAGUGCUCAACCAGCAGUUCAGAGACCAAGUGGAGAAGGUUUUCCAGAAGCAGGCGUCCAUGCAAGAGAUGUUCGACAAGAGGAGGGUCAGCCUGAAGAAGCUAGCAGCCAAACAGACCCGGCCAGUGCAGCCGGUGGCCCCCCGACCCGAAGCCUUUAUCAAGUCCCCUCUCAGCUCGCCCGCUCACAGAGCAAAGCAGGAGAAAAAGUGCUUGGAGACAGACUCCGGGACCAACUGUGAGAAAGGAAACGGCCAACUGCAGAAUGGAGACAGUAACAGCAGACAUGCCUCUCUGUCAGAGGAGGAGGAGAACCUGGCGGUGCUCAGGAGGCACGUUAUGAACGAGCUGCUGGAGACGGAGAGAGCCUACGUGGAGGAGCUGCUCUGUGUAUUACAGGGAUAUGCGUCUGAGAUGGAUAAUGCAGCGAUGGCACCCCUCAUCCCUGCUCCUCUGCAGAACAAAAAGGAGGUUCUGUUUGGCAACAUGCCAGAAAUUUACCACUUUCACAAGAGGACGUUUCUGAGGGAGUUGGAGCAGUACACCGACUGCCCCGAGCUGGUUGGAAGGUGUUUUCUCGAGAGGAUGACGGACCUGCAGAUCUAUGAGAAGUACUGUCACAACAAGCCUCGCUCAGAAAGCCUGUGGAGGCAGUGCUCAGAUUGCGCCUUCUUCCAGGAGUGUCAGAAGAAGCUGGAGCAUAAAUUGGGUUUAGACUCCUACCUGCUGAAGCCUGUUCAGAGGAUUACUAAAUACCAGCUGCUACUGAAGGAAAUGUUAAAGUACAGUAAGAGCUGUGAGGGAGCUGCUGACCUGCAGGAGGCGCUGACCGCCAUCUUGGGCAUCCUCAAGGCUGUCAAUGACUCCAUGCACCUCAUCGCCAUCACAGGAUAUGAGGGCAAUAUGAGCGAGCUGGGUAAGCUGCUGAUGCAGGGCUCAUUCAGCGUGUGGACGGAGCACAAGAAAGGUCAUGCCAAGGUGAAAGAUCUGGCCCGUUUCAAGCCCAUGCAGAGGCACCUGUUCCUCCAUGAGAAGGCCCUGCUCUUCUGCAAGAGGAGGGAGGAGAACGGGGAAGGCUACGAGAAAGCUCCAUCAUACAGCUUCAAACAGUCUCUGAAUAUGAGUGCUGUGGGCAUUACUGAGAAUGCAAAGGGAGACAACAAGAAGUUUGAAGUCUGGUGCAACUCCAGAGAAGAGGUGUAUAUUGUUCAGGCGCCAACAGCUGAAGUAAAAACCACCUGGGUAAAUGAGAUCAGGAAGGUUCUGACAACGCAGCUGGAGGCGUGCAGAGGUACAGAGAGAGGAUGUGCUCUAAAACCCAUCUCUAAAUCCAGUCAGCAGAGGGCGCCAGACCAGGUUUUCCAGUUCCCUCCUGUUCCCAGUGGAGCUGUAAAUCUCAGUCCAUUCAAGGCCAGUCAGAAGAGCUCUAAGAAGGGAGAGGAGAAGAAAGCUGAACCCUGCAGCCCUGAUACCAACUCCUCUUCUUCACCAAAGCCAGCAGGAAAAGAUGAGGCUGUGACAAGCCCUACCUCAGACAGAGCUGCUGUGGCUAAAAAGCGCUUUACUUUACAGGGCUUCAGUAACCUCAAAGCUCAAAAAGGAUCUCCCACAAGUCCCGAUCACAAGUCAAAACGUCAGAGCGACCCCACACCUUUUGGCUUCAAAGAUGCAGGUCCUCCCCCGCUCCACCUGAGCAGGGCCAGGUGGUUCAGCACCUCUAGUCUCUUACAGACAAAGUGGAGAGGCUGGAACAAAACCUCCCUGUCGCUGGAUGCCUCAGAGGAACAUGACGGCUAUUCCAGCGCUGAGGAUCCUCUUAACUCUGACCCAGAGGACGACGGCAAGAAGCUGAGUGCUGGCAAAUACACAGUGAUGGCCGACUAUGAGAAGAGCGGCGCUCAGGAACUCUCAGUGAAGAGCGGAGACAUGGUGCAGCUGGUGAAGGAGGGGGAUGAUGGACAGUGGUUUGUGCGUAACCUGAGCAGCUCUAAGGAGGGCUGGAUCGCUGCUGCUAAUCUGAUCACACUCAUCGGGAAGUCCAAGUCUUGCCAGUCUCUCACCAGCUCAGAAGGCAGUGGCUCUGGAAACCUCAGCACAUCAUCCAGCUGCAGUGAGACGUACACAAGCUUCUCUGACAUCAAACCCUGAACUCCUCAGCACUUACUCCAUCACCAAACUGCCCUCGCAAAUGCUGUCAUCACGUGGCUGUGCUCUGUGCUGUAUUGCCAACAUUGGUACUGCUAGGAAUUUCAUCAGGUGUCCACAGAAAGCUGUAUUUUUUUCUUUAAAAAAAAAUCAUGCACACAUGCACCAGUUAUAAAGAUAAUGUUAUACAAUGUGCACAUGUUAUAGACUUGACUGUGGUGGAAUUGUGCGGUGAAGAAGACUGAAUGCUGGGUAGAUUAUACAU